UGAAUAGAAGAGUGAAGUCUGAAAUAAAACGUGUGACUGUGAAAGAGAGUGUGACAGCUGGCACUUUUGGCCAAAGUUUGGCAGGCUUUCCCGUUUGCAUUACAGUAAUUACAGGUAUUUAAAUAGAAAAGUAAUUACAGGUAGAUCUACUACGUUGUAGCGGCAGUUUAUUGGGUAAUGCUGAACCGAACGUCGCACUUGCUGGAUUUGGCCAAUACCUUUCGUUGUGCAAUAGUAUCGUGAAGGAUUGCCUUUCUGACAUGGAGAUAGACAAUGGACUGGCACUGAGGAUUGGUCUGAGCUUGCUUGCAGCUGUUAUCGCAUACAUCCUGCUGGUGAAGUCGAAGAACAAGUCUGGUGAAAGAGCGUCGAAUGAGCCAGCAGUAACAGUGACAGCACGACCCGGUAAAGAUCCGGCUGAAGAAGAGUUCAGCGAUGAACCAGAUGAGCCAGUGGAGGACAGCGAUGAUGAAGAUCCCGGUGCAGCUCUCGAACAGCUGCCUCGCAUCAAGCUGGAUCAUGAACCCGUUGACGGCGAGGAGAUGUGCCGGCGCUCACAGCACUUCUACGAUGUCAUGAAGAAGCGUAGAACAGUGCGAACAUUCAGCAAGCGUCCCGUGCCCCGCGAAGUUGUGGAGAAUAUAGUUCGUGUCGGUGGCACGGCACCCUCUGGGGCUCACACGGAGCCGUGGACAUACGUGGUGGUCAGCGACCCGGAGAUCAAAGCACAGAUCCGGGACAUUGUCGAGCGCGAAGAAGAGGUGAACUAUGACCGGCGGAUGGGAACAACCUGGGUGAAAGACGUCACCCUGCUGGGCACCGACCACAGCAAACCCUACCUGGACGAGGCACCAUACCUGAUUGUGGCCUUUGAGCAGACCAGUGGUGUUCGGCCAGAUGGCAAGAAGAAACACCAUUACUACAGCCGGCUGAGCGCCUCCAUAUCCGCUGGCAUGUUACUUGCAGCUGUGCACUACGCAGGCCUUGUCACGGUGACAUCGACCCCGCUGAAUUGCUACGCGGCACUGCGUGAUCUUCUUGAGCGGCCGGCAACGGAGAAAGCCUUCCUGCUGUUGCCUAUCGGCUACCCCUCUGAAGACACCACCGUGCCUGAUCUUGUCAGGAAGCCGUUGGAAGACAUCAUGGUGAUGACGUAGUCAUCUAGCAGCAGAUAAGCACUACAGUCUACAGGUAAAUGUCUUCUCUGAAGUUUUGGUAGUUCUUACUUCUUAGCAUCAUAGUGCUUCAUACUGCUACGAAUACCUCCAGUGAAUUCUUGAGAAGUGGCGAUGUGAAAGUCGACAGGCUGUCUUUUCACACAUGAUUUUUAGUUAGCUUUUGCAUCCCGAUGGUGUGUUUCGAUAUCAGAUUGAUAUUACGACAGUCUGUCCUGAGAUUGGCCUCGAUGCGCUGCAGUAGACAAAUCUUCUGGUAUAUUAUUUUACUAGAGAUUUUAAGUGGAAGGUAUGCUAUGGGGAAGGACCAGGGCAAUUCUGCCUAUACUAUAGUGUGGUCUUGUGACCUGCAAAGAGCAGGGCGGGAAGGAUUCAAGAUCCUUUUUAUGUCACUAUUGCUAUACGUUUAGAGAGCUUGCACAGAGUUAAGAGGGUUGUGCUGGCCUUUGCUCUGAUAUAAUUAUGCAAGUAGGAACUUUUUGGCAUGAAGCCAGUAGCCUGGAUCACGAUCACUAUCAUUGAUAUCAUUUCUGAGCAACAAUCUCAUUUCAAAAGAGUGUUUCAGUGACUUGAUUGUUGAUGAAACGAGCCAAUGG
Molecule: messenger RNA, 1771 nt
Organism: Sycon ciliatum
Lineage: Eukaryota; Metazoa; Porifera; Calcarea; Leucosolenida; Sycettidae
Product: iodotyrosine deiodinase-like
Exons: 3
Coding region: 261-1157 (298 amino acids)
Cellular component (GO): plasma membrane
Molecular function (GO): oxidoreductase activity
Source: RefSeq, a predicted model, not a curated record